Messenger RNA from Pochonia chlamydosporia 170, 2226 nucleotides. Its product is annotated as IBR finger domain-containing protein. The transcript has 2 exons. Gene Ontology annotation, molecular function: zinc ion binding; ubiquitin conjugating enzyme binding; ubiquitin protein ligase activity. Gene Ontology annotation, cellular component: cytoplasm; ubiquitin ligase complex. Lineage: Eukaryota; Fungi; Ascomycota; Sordariomycetes; Hypocreales; Clavicipitaceae. Gene Ontology annotation, biological process: ubiquitin-dependent protein catabolic process; positive regulation of proteasomal ubiquitin-dependent protein catabolic process; protein polyubiquitination. The record is from RefSeq and is a predicted model, not a curated record. Bases 1 to 2226 code for a protein of 741 amino acids.
AUGAACGCCACUACACUCAUGGACGACAUUCAUCGUCCCAUGCCGGGCUCCUUUGGCGACGAAGAUCUAUCCGAACUAUAUCACAAUCCCUUCGAAACCCUCCAAGUACUACAAGAUGAGUGGCGAGGCAAAGACCACGCCACCCCGUGGUCAAAGGAUGACAUGUCGGACAUUUGCCUCGGCGACAUUGACUGGCACAAGUAUGAACCACCGGCUGUGCUGCGCAAAGCACCAAACGUCACGUCCAUCAUCCUCCUAGACAUUAUAUCAGCUUCCAUCGAUAAUGUGAAAAGUCGAAUCGCCGAAGAGGAUCGUCAGAAGCAGCUUGAAGACGAGCGGCGUCUGGCCGCCGAGGAGGAAGCUCGCAGGAAUGGCAAAUCCCCCGAACCGUAUCUCCCCAUCAUCAUACCGCCAGAGAAGCCGAUAGAGCCAGAUGCUUCGCCGACGGAGAUUCUCAACGGCGCGAAUCUGGCUCACUUUCAUACCGUGUCUGUUACCUCGGCGGGGAAAGCGACCGAGGUAACUGUUUUGAAGGACGUGGGACGAAGGAGAUUUGCGAUUCGGAGAUUAUUUCACAGGAUGAAUGACGAGGGAGAGAGUAGUGCGGCGGGGGGUGCGAGAGAGGCACUUAGACAGAAACUCGAGGCGAGACUGAGCAAGGUGAAUAUCGCGAAUACGGAUUCCAAGACGCAGGAGACGGUGAUGGCGCUGAGGAAAUCGGGCUUCAUCAAGGAUGCUGAUGUUCCAAAGCUAGAGCCAGAAGUCGAAUGCGUCUCCUGUCUCGACGAUGUCCUCGUAAAAGAUGCCGUCAAGGUAACCUGCCACAGCUACUGCAAAGACUGCUUCGUCCGCCUCGUCACCGCCGCCACACAAAACGAACAACAAUGGCCGCCCAAAUGCUGCCUCAACCAAAUCCCCUUCCGCCUCAUCCUCAAACACAUCCCCGAAGACCUAAAAAAGACGUUCCAAGAACGCUCCUCCGAGUGGGACCUCCCCAUGACAGAACGCGUCUACUGCAGCCAGCCCGGGUGCGGCGUCUGGAUCCGGCCCAAAAACAUCAAACUCAACAAGCGGCAGGGAAAAUGUGAGCGCGGCCACGUAACCUGCACGAUCUGCCGCGGUCCCUCACACGGUAAUGAAGACUGCCCGCAAGACUACGACAUGAAUCUCACCAACAUGCUCGCCGAGGAGGAAGGCUGGAAGCGCUGCUUCAACUGCCACGCCUUGGUUGAGCACAGAGAAGCCUGCCAGCACAUGACGUGUCGAUGCGGCACUGAGUUCUGCUACGUCUGCGGGCUGCGCUGGAAAACGUGCCGCUGCACAAUGCAGCAGCUGUAUGCGCUGAAGGAGGCGGCCGAUACGCGGCGCGAGCAGAAACGCUUCAAGGAGCAGACUGAGGCAGAGGAGCUGCGGGCUAUCCUGGCGCAAAUAGAAGAAUUCGAGCGUGAGGAAGCAGCGCGUGCAGAACUCGAACGUCUUGAGCAGGCUAGGCUUGAAGAGGAGCGGUGGCAGCGUCAGAUCAAGGAGCGGAUUCGUCUUGAAAGUAUUCGCCGCAAGGAAGUCGAGUCCAAGUUUGAAGAACUUCGUCUUCGACUCAACGAGCUUCAUGAACUUCAGCAGGUUAUGCUAGAGUCGUACCAGGAAGAUUGUGCGACGGGUCUCCUCCAAGAAGCCGAUGCGAUGAAGUUGAACCUCGCGGAGCGUCAUGAGAUGCAACGCCUCGAGCUGACGAACCAACUCUCGCAAAGGGUUGCCGUCCGCGAAGAGAGAUUCAAGCGCGAGUACGCCACCCGGGUUGCGCAAGAACGCAAACUAGAGCAGCAGUAUCUGGAACAGCUGCAGGACUUCUGGGGAGGGAGACCCGAUGGCGAGGCGGAAAUCGAACGCGCCAUGUUCCCGCUGAGGAAGAAGAUGGACCAGGGCCACAGGGCGUGGCAGAAGUGGAAGGAUGAGCAGAUUGGGGUUUAUAAAGGCAAGUUGGAGGACGAACGGACCAUGAAGGAGGAGGUCAUGUAUAGCCAGAAGGAGAGGCUGAAGGAUGGGUAUGAUGAGCGGGAGACCGAGCUGACGAGGAGGAUGGUGGCGGAGAAGAAGUGGUUGCGGGAGGUGGUUUGGGAGAGGGAGAGGUUGCUUGGGAGUUGGGAGGUUUCGGAGAUGGAGGGGGAUGCGGAUAGUUUGUUUGCGAGAGAGGGAGAGCAUGAGCAGGAGUGCGAAGGAUGUGUUUGA